This is a messenger RNA of Coffea arabica (coffee), 1783 nucleotides long. NCBI's taxonomy places the organism in Eukaryota, Viridiplantae, Streptophyta, Magnoliopsida, Gentianales, Rubiaceae. The record is from RefSeq and is a predicted model, not a curated record.
GAAAAAGUUACACUUCUCACGUGAUCUGGUUCCCCCAACGCCUUUCAGGACCAUAAAAAGCCAGAAAACACUCUGUUCAUCGACACUCACUUCCAGCAUCCUGCUUCUCAAGUAGAUUUAGGAGAUAGUAAAUAAAAUUUACCCAUCGGCUUCUCUUGAACUUCGUUCAAUGGCUGUUUUUUGGUACACUUUGUUGUUUAGCUGCGUGGCAUUGGUACAUGUGUUACCGGAGACUGUGGGAGCAGAUAAGUCCCAAAGAGAAAGAGAAGCUGACAAAGUUGUAUACUUGCCAGGGCAACCACUUGAGCAGUUUGGUUUCCAGCACUUUGCUGGUUACAUCAAACUCCGGCCAAACGAUGAGAAGGCACUUUUUUACUGGUUUUUUGAAGCCCAAAAUGAUGUUUCUCAUAGGCCUCUAGUUCUUUGGCUAAAUGGAGGACACACAGGACACAAAGCGAAUGAGGGGAGGAAAAAAAGAGAAGAGAAAGGAGAAGGACCAGGAUGCUCUUCUGUUGCUUAUGGUGCUAUGCAAGAACUUGGUCCCUUUCUUGUCCGGAACAACGGACAGCUUAUUUACAACAAAUACUCUUGGAAUAAGGUUGCAAAUAUUCUCUUUCUGGAAGCACCUGUGGGGGUGGGCUUUUCAUAUUCAAACAAGUCAGGGGACACAGAGAAGCUCGGUGACUCAAUUACAGCUGAAGAUUCUCAUGCAGUUCUGAUCGGAUGGUUCAAAAGAUUCCCCAACUUUAGGCUUCACGAUUUCUACAUUGCCGGAGAGAGCUAUGCUGGUCACUAUGUUCCUCAGCUCGCCAAUCUUAUUCAUGAAAAGAAUAAAGGAGCUAAGAAAGGAUAUUCAAUUAAUCUGAAGGGAAUACUGAUGGGAAAUGCAGUAAUCAAUGACCCAACUGAUCAACCAGGUUUAAUCGAUUAUGCUUGGACUCAUGCAAUUAUCUCCGACCAACUCCACCGGAACAUAUACAAAGAUUGUGAUUUCAAAAGCAACAUUUCGACCAGUCAAUGUACUAUGCAUAUUAGAGGUUUUUUAGAAGCUUAUUCAGGCAUAGACAUUUACAACAUCUAUGCUCCCGUUUGCCUCAGUUCCUUGAACAAGGCUGCUCAAAAACUCAUCGUGGCACCUCGAUUUUUCACUCAACAUGAUCUUUGGCACAAAUUGCCAUCGGGCUACGAUCCGUGUACGGAAGAUUACGUUGAGGCGUAUCUCAACAGAGAAGAUGUUCAGAAGGCCCUGCAUGCCAACCUCACCAAAUUGUCCUAUCCCUAUACCCCAUGCAACAAUAUAAUUCGAAAGUGGAAUGACGCUCCGGACACUGUAUUACCCAUCAUUAGGAAGCUUUUAAAUACUGGAUUGCGUGUUUGGGUGUUCAGUGGCGAUACAGAUGGAAGAGUGCCAGUAACAUCAACAAGGUACAGCAUCAAUGAGAUGGGAUUGAAGGUAAAAGAAGAAUGGAGAGCCUGGUACCACAAGCAGCAAGUGGCAGGGUGGGUGGAGACCUAUGUGGAGGGUGGUCUCACUUUCCUGACUGUGAGAGGAGCGGGUCACCAAGUCCCGAUGUUCGCACCUGACCAAUCCCUUUCUCUCUUCUCCCAUUUUCUUUCGAACACCCCUUUGCCAUCUUCACAUCACUAACUUAUGUAGCCUGUAGUCAGUUUAAAUCAACAGUUAGUUAUCAACUUCAUAGACAUGGAUAAUUUGUACGGAGAAUAAAGUACUAUGUUGUAUACUAUGUUUUCAGGCAUACUUCACCAGAAUCGUUUUCCCUCA